This is a messenger RNA of Gadus morhua (Atlantic cod), 1873 nucleotides long. It is a transcript of the gene vdac3, whose product is annotated as voltage-dependent anion channel 3. The transcript is spliced from 11 exons. Gene Ontology annotation, biological process: monoatomic anion transmembrane transport. NCBI's taxonomy places the organism in Eukaryota, Metazoa, Chordata, Actinopteri, Gadiformes, Gadidae. Gene Ontology annotation, cellular component: mitochondrial outer membrane. The record is from RefSeq and is a predicted model, not a curated record. Gene Ontology annotation, molecular function: voltage-gated monoatomic anion channel activity. Bases 123 to 1085 code for a protein of 320 amino acids.
CCCGCCCCUAGGAGCCAUUGGUUGCGCAUGCCCAGUCUGAGUCAAUUUCUCCUUCGCUGUGCCCUGUAGCGGGAUACUUCAUAUUGUUAAAGAGCGAUUCGCCUCAAAAAAAAGAGAGAGUCAUGGCCGAGAAAAGUCUGCCUGAGCAAAUGAAGGGAACAUGCAAGAAGGAGGUGGUGAGCAAAAGCCCCUGCGGAACAUGCUGCCACCGCCCGUCUGCUCCUGGCACAAUGGCUGUUCCUCCUUCAUACUCAGACCUUGGGAAAUCUGCCAAAGAUAUCUUCAGCAAGGGCUAUGGCUUUGGCGUUGUUAAACUAGACCUGAAGACCAAGUCUCAAAGCGGAGUUAUGGAGUUUGCCACGUCCGGCUCCAACAACACGGACACAGGGAAGUCCGGGGGUCACCUGGAGACCAAGUACAAAGUGAAGGACUUGGGCCUCAGCUUCAACCAGAAGUGGAACACUGACAACACCCUGACCACGGAGAUCACCAUGGAGGACCAGCUGGCACUGGGCCUGAAGCUGGGCUUGGACACAUCAUUUGUGCCCAACACCGGCAAGAAGAGUGCCAAGCUGAAGUCCAGCUACAAGCGGGAGCUGGUCAACGUGGGCUGCGACCUGGACUUCGACAUGGCUGGCCCCACCGUCCAUGGAGCCGCCGUGCUCGGCUACGAGGGCUGGCUGGCGGGCUACCAGAUCGCCUUCGACACGUCAAAGUCCAAGCUGGCCAAGAACAACUUUGCCCUGGGCUACAAGGCCGGAGACUUCCAGCUCCACACCAACGUGAACGACGGGACAGAGUUCGGCGGGUCCAUUUACCAGAAGGUGAACAGCAAUCUUGAGAUGGCAAUCAACCUGUCCUGGACCGCUGGCAGCAACAACACACGCUUUGAGAUUGGAGCCAAACAGCAGCUGGAUAAGAACACCUUCCUUUCUACCAAAGUGAACAACGCCUGUAUGGUUGGAGUAGGCUACACGCAAACCCUCAGACCAGGAGUGAAACUCACCCUCUCAGGUCUGGUUGAUGGGAAGAACUUCAACAGUGGAGGGCACAAGGUCGGCGUGGGUUUCGAACUCGAAGCAUAAGAGUCUUAAGAAGGCUGACGAAAAAAGCAAGAGAAAGAUGCAUUUUUUCAGAAUAUAAGCCAAGACCCUAAAUGUAACGAAACCGAAGACUCCUCCCACACACACAAACACACAUAUACACAAUUAUUUGCCUUAAUACCACAUCAAUCCAAGUUUUAAGAACGCAAGUGCAGAAUUUGAAGUGAAUCUUGCAUGUAUUUGAUACAUGAGCAUUCUACGGCUCUGUGUGCAUCCCUCCCAUCUAUCACACACAAUCGAUAUGAAACACCUGUAUAAUUGACUAUCACCUCCCAUUGCCGAAAUAGAUUAUGUUUAAGAUAAGAGAGUUUUGAUUUGUAUUACAUAGGCAAUAACGGCAGGUAAGGUAUCUCUGAAGUUUGAAGUUGGUGCUUUUAGAUCCAAAGGGGGGCUUGGUUACACUUCCAGAACAGCAGCAGGUUCACUUUAGAAUAGUACUUAAACAGAUGCGAUGCAAGUUGGAGUAAACGGGACUGACAAAGAGAGACUGAUUCCUUUAGGUUGACAGAACAGUUCAAUAUUUGGAUUUAAUGUUCAACCUUGUGAACAUUUAUAAUGUGUACCUACAGUUGCCUGAAAACCUCUGUUUCGGGUUAGUUACCAGGGAUUGUUAACUUCUCUGUCAUAUACUUGUUGGGUCUAUUCUUUUUAGUCCUGUAACUGUUUUCUUGCCCUGUAAUCCUGUCUUCGCUGUUCUUUGAAAGAAAAUCCCCAGUCAGGACCUCACCCUGAUUUACUGAAUUCAUUUAAUAAAGAAUGUAAAAUACCAA